Messenger RNA from Sugiyamaella lignohabitans, 2355 nucleotides. It is a transcript of the gene SPT5, whose product is annotated as transcription elongation factor SPT5. The transcript has a single exon. The coding region runs from base 1 to 2355 and encodes 784 amino acids. Gene Ontology annotation, cellular component: DSIF complex. NCBI's taxonomy places the organism in Eukaryota, Fungi, Ascomycota, Dipodascomycetes, Dipodascales, Trichomonascaceae. Gene Ontology annotation, biological process: transcription elongation by RNA polymerase II; regulation of transcription by RNA polymerase II; regulation of DNA-templated transcription elongation. Gene Ontology annotation, molecular function: mRNA binding; protein binding. The record is from RefSeq and is a predicted model, not a curated record.
AUGGUGCUGGUUCCUAUUAAAGAAUAUCCAGAUAUGUUCCGGGUGAACAAGUCAAAAGAACAAGAACUAACACCCGGAAACUAUGUUCGUAUCAAGCGAGGAAAGUACAUGGGAGACCUGGCUAUUGUGGAGAAUCUCAGUGAAAACGGGCUUGAAGCGCGACUCAAGGUCGUACCAAGAUUAGAUUACGGUAAAUCAGCGUCGGUGAUUGAUUCAGAUGCUUUGAAGAGAAAAAGAGGCGGGUUUGGCGGAGCAGCAGCAGCCAAGGCCCGGCCUCCUCCUCGGCUGUUUUCAGCCACUGAAGCAUCUCAGUACGACCAGAGAAACCUGCAAAGAAGAGGCGCCAACUCGUUUUCGUAUGCUGGUGAAGACUAUGAAAAUGGUUAUUUAUUAAAAGAUUUCAAAAUCUCGUUUCUGACUACCGACAAUGUCAAUCCUCGUCUGGAAGAACUGACUCGAUUCAAUAAUGCCAGUGAAGAGGGAAUUGAUUUGCUGGCUCUGUCUCAGAGCAUGAAAAAGUCUGCUUUGGCUACUGGAUCGAAUUUCCAGCCUGGUGAGCAUGUCGAGGUUCAUAGUGGAGAACAAGCUGGUAUGCAGGGUAAAGUGAUAGAUGUCACUGGAGAUAUUGUCACUAUUGUAGGUACCGGCCAGUUACUGAAAGACGAGAAAUUCGAGGUGCCUAUUUCGACUCUUCGUAAACGAUUCUCGGUAGGAGACCACGUACGAGUUAUCAACGGUAAUUAUAAAGAUGAUACUGGUAUGGUUGUAAAGAUCUCGUUACGAGACAACAGCGUCACUUUAUUAAGUGAUCUGUCACAAGAAGAAAUUACCGUAUUUUCUAAAGACUUGAAAGCAGCGUCGGAUAUUGGAGGAUCCAAUGUUCUAGGUAAGUUUGAAUUGUACGAUUUGGUGCAGUUGAAUGCACAAGCAGUCGGCUGUAUUGUGAACAUUGAGCGAGAAUCGGUACAAGUUCUUGACCAGGACGGACAAAUCAGAACAUUACCACCCAGUUCUAUUAUCAUGAAAGUGAUUAAAGACCAACGAUCACGGUUUGCUACGGAUCGUAACGGACGAGAGAUCCGCGAGGGCGAUACUGUUCGUGAAGUAUCAGGAGAAGGUCGUCAGGGUAAAGUGCUUCAUAUUCACCGAUUGUAUAUAUUUUUGCAUGACCGAGACAUUGCUGAGAACCUGGGUGUUUUUGUUAGCAAAAUCGGCAAUGUUCAGACCGUGUCGACCAAAGGAGCUCGAGAUGAAGCUCAGCCUGGCAUGGUGGAUCUCAAUAAAAUGAACCCCGAAGUUCGUGGUAUGGGCCCACCUCAAGUCCAUCGUGCUACUAGAGGAAACAUCCCACGAAACAGAGUCAUUGGCAAGCGAGUGACUAUUGGCCGAGGAUCUCAAUACAAGGGAUUCAGCGGUCUUAUCAAGGACUUCAACGAUAAUAUGGCGCGGAUCGAGCUCGACGCUAAAAAUAAAGUCGUCACUGUCGAUAUCGAGAAACUGCUAUUUGACAAUCCCAAUGGCUCGGGAAAACUGUCGUAUUUGGACGCAUUAUUUCCCGGACGUGGAAUGGGAGGAGGUCCCGGCGGUCCUGGUGGGUUCCGAGGAGGUCCUGGUGGACCCCGUGGUGGUUAUAAUGGCGGACCAGGAGGUCCUGGUGGUCCUGGCGGAUAUAAUGGAGGACCUGGUGGACCUGGUGGAUUUAAUGGAGGUCCUGGCGGACCAGGAGGGCCUAUUUCAGGUGGAGCUACCCCUGGAUGGGCUGGUUCCAAGACUCCAUCGUGGUCAGGAGGAGCUCGAACACCUGCCUGGGCAGGUGGUGCUGGAAAUAAAACACCAGCAUGGGCUGGAGGGGCAGGAGGAAACAAGACUCCCGCAUGGAAUUCUGGGUCUCGAACUCCUGCCUGGAAUGCUGGAGGAAGAACACCCGGAUACAGUGGGGGAGAUGGAGGACGAACACCUGCCUGGAAUGCCGGAUCCUCGACCCCUGGUUGGGAUCUCGGCAAUAGUUCCAGUAACAAUCUUGGAUCUUCAUCCUCGUCUUCAUCGUCGUUUGCCAAUCCACCAUCCUCACGAUACAGCGACAGCAAUCCAGCCCGCAGCGGUGGCAUUCUCUACAACUCGGCACCAACCCCAGGAUUCGCAGCAUCCACUCCCGGAGCACUCAGCGCCCCGACCCCUGCUCCCUACCGCGACGACCUAGCACCCACUCCCGGAGCACCAACCCCCGGUCCACUUGGCGCCCCGACCCCCGCACCCUUCGGAGCACCCACUCCGGGCCCCAUUGGCGCACCUACGCCCGGUGCCUGGGGCAUCGACGACGGCGAGACCCCCAAAUACGAGGCCGACACCCCCUAA